This is a messenger RNA of Sciurus carolinensis (gray squirrel), 5575 nucleotides long. It is a transcript of the gene Atp11c, whose product is annotated as ATPase phospholipid transporting 11C. The transcript is spliced from 25 exons. Gene Ontology annotation, biological process: phospholipid translocation. The record is from RefSeq and is a predicted model, not a curated record. Lineage: Eukaryota; Metazoa; Chordata; Mammalia; Rodentia; Sciuridae. Gene Ontology annotation, molecular function: ATPase-coupled intramembrane lipid carrier activity; magnesium ion binding; ATP binding. The coding region runs from base 1 to 3015 and encodes 1004 amino acids. Gene Ontology annotation, cellular component: endoplasmic reticulum; recycling endosome; plasma membrane.
AUGUGUAUCUGUUUGCACCCAGUCACCAUUCAGCUAGUGGAUAGCUAUAGCAGGAAGGCAGUGCAAACAGGAGAAAUUGUAAAGUGUGAGGUUGGUGAUGUAGUAGAAGUUAAUGCUGAUGAAACCUUUCCCUGUGAUCUUAUUCUUCUAUCAUCCUGUACCACUGAUGGAACCUGUUAUGUCACUACUGCUAGUCUUGAUGGUGAAUCUAAUUGCAAAACACAUUAUGCAGUACGAGAUACCAUUGCACUGUGUACGGCUGAGUCCAUUGAUAGCCUCCGAGCAGCGAUUGAAUGUGAACAGCCUCAACCUGACCUGUACAAGUUUGUUGGGCGAAUCAAUAUCUAUAGUAAUAGUCUUGAGCCUGUUGCCAGGUCUUUGGGACCUGAAAAUCUCUUGCUGAAGGGAGCUACACUAAAAAAUACCAAGAAAAUAUAUGGAGUUGCUGUUUACACUGGGAUGGAAACCAAAAUGGCUUUGAACUACCAAGGGAAAUCUCAGAAACGUUCUGCUGUUGAAAAAUCCAUUAAUGCCUUCUUGAUGGUAUAUUUAUUUAUCUUACUGACCAAAGCUGCAGUAUGCACUACUCUAAAGUAUGUAUGGCAAAGUACCCCACACAAUGAUGAACCAUGGUAUAACCAAAAGACUCAGAAAGAACGGGAGACUUUAAAGGUUCUGAAAAUGUUCACCGACUUCCUAUCAUUUAUGGUUCUAUUCAACUUUAUCAUCCCUGUCUCCAUGUAUGUCACAGUAGAAAUGCAGAAAUUCCUGGGCUCCUUCUUCAUCUCAUGGGAUAAAGACUUUUAUGAUGAAGAAAUUAAUGAAGGAGCCUUGGUUAACACAUCAGACCUUAAUGAAGAACUUGGUCAGGUGGAUUAUGUAUUUACAGAUAAGACUGGAACACUUACUGAAAAUAGUAUGGAAUUCAUUGAAUGCUGCAUAGAUGGGCACAAAUAUAAAGGUGUAACUCAGGAAGUUGAUGGAUUAUCUCAGACUGAUGGACCUUUAACAUAUUUUGACAAAGCAGAUAAGAAUCGAGAAGAACUCUUUCUGCGUGCCUUGUGUUUAUGCCAUACUGUAGAAAUUAAAGCAAAUGAUGCUGUUGAUGGAGCUACAGAAUCAGCUGAAUUAACCUAUAUCUCCUCCUCACCAGAUGAAAUAGCUUUGGUGAAAGGAGCUAAAAAGUACGGGUUCACAUUUUUAGGAAAUUGGAAUGGACAUCUGAGACUAGAGAACCAAAGAAAAGAAAUAGAAGAGUAUGAACUUCUCCACACGUUAAACUUUGAUUCCAUCCGUCGACGUAUGAGUGUAAUUGUGAAGACUCGAGGAGGAGACAUACUUCUUUUUUGUAAAGGAGCAGAUUCAGCAGUUUUUCCCAGGGUGCAGAACCAUGAAAUUGAGUUAACUAAAGCCCAUGUGGAACGUAAUGCAAUGGAUGGGUAUCGGACACUCUGUGUGGCCUUCAAAGAAAUUGCUCCAGAUGAUUAUGAAAUAAUUAACAGACAGCUCAUAGAGGCAAAAAUGGCUUUACAAGAUAGAGAAGAAAAAAUGGAAAAGGUUUUUGAUGAUAUUGAGACAAACAUGAAUUUAAUUGGAGCCACUGCAGUGGAAGACAAGCUACAAGAUCAAGCUGCAGAAACCAUUGAAGCUCUGCAUGCAGCUGGCCUGAAAGUCUGGGUGCUUACUGGGGACAAGAUGGAGACAGCCAAAUCCACAUGCUAUGCCUGCCGCCUUUUCCAAACUGGCACUGAGCUCUUAGAACUGACUACAAAAACUAUUGAAGAAAGUGAAAGGAAAGAAGAUCGAUUACAUGAAUUAUUGAUAGAAUAUCGGAAGAAGUUGCUGCAUGAAUUUCCUAAAAGUACCAGAAGCCUUAAAAAAGCAUGGACAGAACAUCAAGAAUACGGAUUAAUCAUUGAUGGUUCCACAUUGUCACUCAUACUAAAUUCUAGUCAAGAUUCUAGUUCAAACAAUUACAAAAGCAUUUUCCUACAAAUUUGUAUGAAGUGCACUGCAGUACUGUGUUGCCGUAUGGCACCAUUACAGAAAGCCCAGAUUGUCAGAAUGGUGAAGAAUUUAAAAGGCAGCCCAAUAACACUGUCCAUUGGUGAUGGUGCCAACGAUGUUAGCAUGAUCUUGGAAUCCCAUGUGGGCAUAGGUAUUAAAGGCAAAGAAGGUCGCCAAGCAGCCAGGAACAGUGAUUAUUCUGUUCCCAAGUUUAAACAUUUAAAGAAACUAUUAUUGGCUCACGGACAUCUAUACUAUGUGAGAAUAGCACAUCUUGUACAGUAUUUCUUCUAUAAGAACCUUUGUUUCAUUUUGCCACAGUUUUUGUACCAGUUCUUCUGUGGAUUCUCACAACAGCCACUGUAUGAUGCUACUUAUCUUACAAUGUACAAUAUCUGCUUCACAUCCUUACCCAUUCUGGCCUACAGUCUCCUGGAACAGCACAUCAACAUUGAUACUCUGACCUCAGACCCGCGAUUGUAUAUGAAAAUUUCUGGUAAUGCUAUGCUACAGUUGGGCCCUUUCUUGUAUUGGACAUUUCUGGCUGCCUUUGAAGGGACAGUGUUCUUCUUUGGAACUUACUUUCUUUUUCAGACUACAUCCCUAGAAGAUAAUGGAAAGGUAUACGGAAACUGGACUUUUGGAACCAUUGUUUUUACAGUCUUAGUAUUCACUGUAACUCUGAAGCUUGCCUUGGAUACUCGAUUCUGGACGUGGAUAAAUCACUUUGUGAUUUGGGGUUCUUUAGCCUUUUAUGUAUUUUUCUCAUUCUUUUGGGGAGGAAUUAUUUGGCCUUUUCUCAAACAACAGAGAAUGUAUUUCGUGUUUGCACAAAUGCUAUCUUCUGUAUCCACAUGGUUGGCUAUAAUUCUUCUAAUAUUUAUCAGCCUUUUCCCCGAGAUUCUCCUGAUAGUAUUAAAGAAUGUAAAAAGAAGAAGUGCCAGGAAUCCGAAUCUUGAACUGCCUAUGUUAUUAUCCUACAAGCAUAUUGACAGUGGUUACAGCUAAAAAAGAAAACAUGAAGAAACCACCACAAAAAGUUAAUCAUCUCAGGAUACUCGAUAUGCAACAAAAACUAAACCACUCUCACUUACGUCUAGGGUUCAGAAUAAAUGUCCAUUAAAAUACCAAAUUACUCUCCUAAGCAUUUACAGUUAUUGUAAGUAGCCAUUAUGGCCAAAGUUCUAAGUUAAGAAUUAUAUGAAAGUUGAAAGGAAGAACACUUAGAAUUCUGACUUUAGAUAGAAUAAUCUAACUACCAAAUGGGUGCUCUUCGAACCCAUUGACUUUGUGAAUGGAUUUAAAUACAAUAGUAUAAAGUAGAAGUCAUGCAAUGAGAAUGAAUAGAUUUUGCUAAAAUACAGUAUUACAUUUUUGCCUGGCAGAAGACAUAGCCUGUUUGGAUCACAUUACUCAUUCCUGCUGAAUGAUCAUCUUAAAUUAUUUUUUUUCAAACAAAAGGAAUACUUGAAAAUACCGAAGGACUAAAUGGUAUUGACGCAUCAGAUGGAGUAGUUCAUCUUUUCUGUUUACCCACCUGCUAAUUGUGACUUGGUAGGAUAUCUUUGCCCAAAAAUACCUUGAACACUUGUGUGGGAAGUGUUGACUCUGGGUAUUAUUGUGGGAACAGAAAAGAAAAUGUUUGUUUAUGUUUUUCUGAAUUAAAUGCCAUUUAUGGGUAUAAGGCUACUAGACUUGAAAAUAAAGCAUAAAAUAUUUUAGUCAUUUAGUAACCCCUCAAGAUAGGGGAUAAGCAGAUUUUUCCAAUGUUGAUUUUACUGGAAUCUGAGGUAAAGUAAGUAAGAUCAUUUUUAUACAAAAAUAAAGCCAUUCUGAACAUUAGUUUUUUAUCAUUUUAUGUGGAGAGACUAGAAAGACUAUUUUAAACGGUUUUCAUUUCAAAGAGGUUGCAGUUGUGCAUAUAAUACAGCAUCUUCUUUUUUUAACUUGCCAAUUUAGGAAGAGGAGAGAUCCAUCCCAAGUUGGUUCUGCCUGUAGAGCCAUGACUCUGCCAGCAUGGUUGUGUCUCUCUCAUAGCUAACUUGACCAAUGCAAAUGGUAUAAUUCUAAACUAUUAGAUUGAUCUUGGUUAGGACCUCAACUUGAUGGACUAGAAGAUUUUAGCCACCUAAUGAGUUCACUUAAAAAUAAAUAUGAGCUAUCUUUAUUCAGUGGUAAAAUUAGACACAUAUUGGAUACAAAUGGUCUCACAUUUGACUACUAAAUUAAAUGGUCUUUUAAAAUAUUUUUCAUAUCAGUUUCCAUUUUUUUCAUUCUGGCAUGCCUGUACUAUUAUUAAUGUGUAAAUUGUACUUUGAUUUGGAGAAGUACUGGAUUCAGUCUCUACCAGUAUCUUCAUAUAGUCCAUAUGGCACAUUUUAUUCUUCCACAUAUAUUUUUUGUUAAAGUUUAGGUGUAAUUUUUCUUAAAUUCUAGAAAGGACAUAGUUUUAGUUAUCAGAAACCAUUCCAUAAUUACUGAUCCCUUUUUAUUAUUUAAUUUGUUUCCUCUGUCAGUAUUAUUUUUGAGUAUUUUGUUAGAUGUCAUUCACAACUUCCCUAAGUAUGCUGUGUUCUGGUAGCCUGUAUUUGAGGUGAUGUGCUAAAGACAAAGUCUUUAAAUUCUUUGCCUAUCCCAAAGAGAUAAAAAGUCUAACCCAGGAAAGCUUUUGAUGUUUUGUUCUUGUUCUUGUUUUUAUAGUUGUUGCUGUGUUACUGUUGUUUUUCAUAAGAACUAUAGGAACUGUGAAUACAAAUAAGAGAGCCAAAGUAGGCUUGCGUAAUGCAGAACCAUUAAAGAGUUGGCAUAAUCAGAAUAUUCAGCAUAGUAGAAAUAAAACAUGGGUUGCAUGUGAAAUGUGUUGCAAUCAAGAAGAAAGAGUAAAGGAGAUUUAGAGUCAUGUUUCAGCUACACAUUACAGUGAGCACUGCAGGUCAAAUUCAGAAUGGCAGUGAUAUAUAAGAUUGUGGCCUAGACCCUUGAGAGGGACCUGGCUUUUCUUUUUGAAAGGUAUUUUUAUGAAUGAGCUACAAAAUGGCUAAUGUGAGGUUAGCAGAUGAAAUAACUUGAAAUAAUCCAUCUAGUAUUCCUAAAAUCUGACCACCCUAUUUUGUGACAGAGAAGGGGAGGAAAUGUAGUAACAGGACCACUUGUCUAUAAUUUGAAUAAUCUUGAGCUAUCAAAAUGUCCUGAUAAUUUUCACAACUAUUGUCCACUAUUUGAGGAUGUUGCCUAUUAAACUGAAACUAUUUAUUCCAUAUCUACCACAUAUACACCAGCAACAGUAUAAAUGUAAGCCUAAAUUUGCAAAAUUCAUAAUUUAGUGAUGUAAUUUUUUAAUAACAUGCAGCAUAUAAAUGUUCAGAUUUUAUGCAAAUGUUGACAAAAUCAUUUUUCAGCUUGCAAAAUGGAACUGCAAUAUUACAUUUUUCACGUAAGCAAUUUUUUACAUCUAUGUCGUUGCUUUCUAAAAUGAAUGUGAAUGCCAUCUUUUAUCAAUGCAACUUGCCUUUUUCAUUACAGAAUUUUUCUUUGGUGUAAUCAAUAAACUUUGGUAUGAUAUGAUUGA